Messenger RNA from Daucus carota subsp. sativus, 699 nucleotides. RefSeq lists its product as uncharacterized. The coding region runs from base 146 to 502 and encodes 118 amino acids. Lineage: Eukaryota; Viridiplantae; Streptophyta; Magnoliopsida; Apiales; Apiaceae. The transcript is spliced from 3 exons. The record is from RefSeq and is a predicted model, not a curated record.
GAUAAACAAUUUCCUAUCUAUAUCAUACAACUGCUUCACUUGUAACAAAAAACAACUCUCCUGUACAUACACACACAAAUCUCUCUCUCUCUCUCUCUCUCUCUUUCUUAUUGCUUCAGAAGCCAUCUCUGCUCUGCUUCAGUUCAUGGAAGAUCAGAAGCAAAAAUAUGAGCCAUGGCUAUCGGUGCCACAGUUUGGUGACUGGGAUUCCAAGGAACAAGUACCGGACUACUCCCUAGAUUUCUCCAAGAUUCGAGAAAUGAGGAAGCAAAAUAAGAGGGACGUUUCGAGAGCCAGUCUUGGAAAUGAAGAAGAGCUCAUCUCUCCCUCCACAAGUAGCACCAAGCCGAGCAAAGUGGAUCCUGUUCAUGAUUGGAGUCAGGACCACUCUGCAACUAUAGCGUUGAGUGACUCCGAGUCCAUUAUUUUUCAUCCAACAGAUGACAUAAAGAUAUGCUUGUGUAUUGGGAGUGACCCUGUCAGUUGGUUGGGCAGUUAUUGAUAUUUCUAAUUCUGCCCGCAACUUGGCUGAUAAAUCGAUGUCCUGAAAAGAAAUGCAAUAUGCUGUAUCGCUAUAUUUGGAAAUAUGUAGGGUUGCUCAUAACGAGGCUAUCCGCAGAAUGUAAUAAGAUGUUUACAUAUGCAUCAACCUGAAAAUCCACCUGAUAAUCCAUAUAUAUGCAAGCAUUCAUUGAACUA